Durio zibethinus is the source of this 1245-nucleotide messenger RNA. Its product is annotated as ER membrane protein complex subunit-like protein. NCBI's taxonomy places the organism in Eukaryota, Viridiplantae, Streptophyta, Magnoliopsida, Malvales, Malvaceae. The record is from RefSeq and is a predicted model, not a curated record.
GGUUUAGCGAAGCCGCUGUUGUAUCAAAACGGAAAAACAAAGGAAGUUUUCUCAAACUAUUAUUAAUUACUAAUCAAAACGCAGAAACUUUAUCGGUGAGGAUACGAAGCAAAGGGCAACUAUGAAGACGAUCCAAGUCAUAGUAGCUUUCAUCCUCGCACUCUCUCUCUUGUUGUUUCCUUCGUUCGGAUUCCAAUCCGAUGAGCUCCUCGUUGACGACGAAGAGUUCGGACUCGAGGGAGCGCCACAAUAUCGCUCCCCUGAACCCAUCCCCACUCGAUCCCCACCCCUAACAACCCCGACCCGGAAGAGGCAUUCGGAUCUCGACUCCGAUUCUAAGAUCCAGUUCUCGCUUGACCACGCUUUCGGCGACUCCGAUUUCUCUCCGGCUGGCACUUUCUCCGCCCGCCUCAAAACUUGGAGCCACGGUGGCCAGACUCUUACAAAGCUACGAUUUUCAAGGAACAGUUUCACUGAUGAGGAGAAAGAGAAAUUCAAAAAUCUGCUCAAAAGUGAUGACUUCUAUAGGAUAAGACUCCCAUCUAAUGUUUUGAGUCCACCUGGGAGGGAUUUUAUUAUUUCAUCAGUGAAAGCAAGAUGUCUUCCUAGGGAGGGUUUGGAUGAGCAUUUUGUAAUACACAUGGAGGGUGUAAAUGUUUUGGCUGUCAAUUAUGGUUCUCCUGGGUCAUGCUCAUAUCCUCGGAAUUUGAAACUUCCUACAAAGUGGUCCUUUAGCUCACAUACAGUGUUGAAGAACAGUGAGCAGGCGCCCAGAGCUCCCAUCUUUGCUGAAGAAAUUCUUGGUGGUGAGAGUGGAGAAGGCGAAGUUGUGCAGCCACCUGAAAGGUCUUUUUGGGCUAAAUAUUGGAUGUAUUUGAUUCCUCUGGGACUCAUCGUCAUGAAUGCCAUAACACAAGCAAUGAACAUGCCUGAGGAACAGGCUACUGGCCAGGUACCUGCACAAGGACAGCCGUCGGCUGGAGCAGUGCAGCGAGGGCCUACUUCUGCUGUGCGGAGAAGAUGAUGAUGAUCAAUGAAGAUCAUUUUGGAUGUUGUAUGAUCUCAGAAUCUCUACGGUUUACUGGUAAUGAGGAAAGAUCAGUAAAGCGAUAGUUUUGAGGAAGUUAUAAAUGGAUUGUCAUGAACAACCAUGCAACUUUACUUCUACUCUGACAGAUCUUUUUCCUCUCAAAUCAGAAAUAUAUUUAUGUGAUAAUAAUCCCAUCGACAAUUGAAUCAUGUUGU